AUGGCCGAAACAACAUCACCAACUAUAUCACACAUUUCAGACCUGACGCCACCGUCCAUCGAGCGAACAUGGCUCACUGCCCCGCAUCCUGAUCUUCCCUUUGCAGCUACCUGCAGCGCCGACAAGACAGUGCGCGUCUAUUCGCUGCGCAAUUUCAAGCUGCUGUCAACGAUAACAGGCGGACACAAACGAAGUGUCCGAAGCUGCGCGUGGAAGCCAUCAGUAAAAGGCGAGAGCGUUCUCGCAACGGGCAGUUUCGAUGCAACUGUGGGUAUCUGGCGACGGUGGAACAACUACGGCCAAGAUGAUGGGGACAAACCGUGGAUAUUGGAUGACAGCAACAACAAUAAUUCAGAUGAACUGGAAGAAGAAGUGACCAGUCAUAAGCUCAGGCAUGAUGCGGACGAUGCGGGCUCCGAUGAAGACGAGGAAUGGCGAUUUGCUGUGUUACUGGAUGGCCACGAUAGCGAAGUUAAGUCGGUAUCUUGGUCACCAUCGGGGAUAUUUUUGGCGACGUGUGCGCGCGACAAAUCUAUAUGGAUUUGGGAGGACCUAGAUGAUGGGGACAACAAUUUUGAAACGGUGGCUGUGCUGCAGGAGCAUUCCGGCGACGUCAAGUGUGUCUCCUGGCACCCGACAGAAGAUUGUCUGGCAAGCGGCAGUUAUGACGAUACGAUAAGGAUAUGGCGAGAAGAUAUCGACGACUGGGGUCAGGUGGCAUGCCUAAAAGGCCACACAGGGACAGUCUGGUUUGUGGACUGGGAGCCUGUUGGCAAUGUCCCGUCUACCCUGCAAUCUCCUGAGCUCAGAGAACAAUGGAAAGAGAAACAUGCUCUGUCAGGACCUAGAUUAGUGUCCGGCUCGGCAGAUGGAACUGUGCGAGUGUGGCGGCGACAGGCAAAGCAAGCAUCUACGGCGAACACGGGUAUACCGAGUAUUAUUCGUCCUGUCGGGAUCGAUGAGACCUGGAACGAAGAAGCUAUUUUGCCUUCUAACCAUGCCCUUGCUAUCUACUCAGUUGCCUGGAGUAAACGUACGGGACUUAUUGCAUCUACCGGGUCCGAUGGGAGAAUUGUUGUUUACGAGGAGCGGCUUUUACAAACACCAGCACCGGAGACCACUUCCGGUGACAAAGACGCAAUGGACGUCGACUCGUCUUCUGCCAAACCUGCUGAUAAAAGUGAUGUUGCUGGUUCUCAAACUAAUUGGGUUAUCCUUGCUUCGAUAGAUGCUGCGCAUGGAAUAUACGAGGUGAACCAUGUCACUUGGGCGAAGCGUGCAGAUAGGGCCCGGAGCGUAGAAUCUUCGAGCACCGAAAUAGACGAAGUUCUUAUCAGUACCGCUGAUGAUGGCAGCGUCAAGGUGUGGUCCCUGGAGGGAAUCCGUAAUGGAAAUAUCUAG
Talaromyces rugulosus is the source of this 1401-nucleotide messenger RNA. RefSeq lists its product as uncharacterized. Gene Ontology annotation, biological process: iron-sulfur cluster assembly. Gene Ontology annotation, cellular component: cytosolic [4Fe-4S] assembly targeting complex. The transcript has a single exon. The record is from RefSeq and is a predicted model, not a curated record. Gene Ontology annotation, molecular function: protein binding. Bases 1 to 1401 code for a protein of 466 amino acids. Lineage: Eukaryota; Fungi; Ascomycota; Eurotiomycetes; Eurotiales; Trichocomaceae.